UUUACCAGGCAGCUGUUUUAAUUCGUCUCCUCUCGCCUCUGCGGCAAUGACCAUUAACAGCUUCACCAUCGAGUAUGAUGCUAUCAACAGCAAAAACACCUUCACUAAUGGAGAUAUCAUCAAUGGACGCAUCAUCGUGGAGCUUUCAAAAGAAAUUGAAGUUCAGUCACUGAUGUUCAUCGCUUCAGGGAGAGCUGAGGUUUCCUGGACGGAACACCACGGACAUCAUGGAGCUCACGGUCAUCAUGGUCGCACCCGCCACUAUUGGGCAAAAGAGGCGUACUACGAAGUGAAGCAGCACAUUCUGAGACAGUCAGCAGGUUCCAAUGUCCUUAAAAUGGGGCGGAAUGUGUUUCCCUUCACCUUUCAGAUCCCAGACAGAAAAAUGCCAUCGACAUUCAAACACACCACCGGUAAAAUCGUCCAUAAGGUGAAGGCCGAGCUCAAGCGCUCCAUGAGACUGACAGAGAAGGCCAAAAAACACUUCACCUUCGUGUCCAAACCGGACGCAGAUAUUCAUGGACUCAUGGAACCCCAGUAUGGCUGUAAAGAUAAAAGUGUCUUGUUUGGAUCUGGAAGUAUAACGAUGGAUGUGCACACGAAGAAGAUGGGAUACAUGCAAGGUGAGAACAUCGAGAUCAUUGCUGAGAUCAAAAACAACUCCAGCCGCUCGGUGAAGCCCAAAUUCGUAUUGUAUGAGAAGAAGAGCUUCUUCGCUCAGGGUCACAGGAAAGUUCAAACCAAGGACAUUCUCAAGGACAAGAUAGAUGAAAUUCCAUCAAGUGGCAAAGAAACUUUGAAGAAGAAGAUCCCAGUCCCCAGCGAUCUCCCCGUAUCCAUUACCAACUGUAACAUCAUCAAGCUGGAGUACAGGCUGAAGGUGUUUCUGGACAUCAAGUAUGCAGCAGACCCAGAGGUCAAGCUUCCCAUUGUUGUCAUGCCUGCUCUGACAUCAAAGGACAUGACUAUGAAGCAACAUAACUUGGAAAACCAUCCAUCAUUUCAGCCAAGCCAACCAAUCGGGUACCCCAUUCCUCCAGGUGGAUACCCUGUUCCUCCAGGUGGGUACCCUGUUCCUUCAGGUGGGUACCCUGUUCCAACAGGUGGAUACCCAGCUCCCUCAGGGGGAUACCCGGCUCCUCCAGGUGGAUACCCGGCUCCUCCAGGUGGAGCUCCUCCAGGCGGAGCUCCUCCAGGCGGAUACCCGGUUCCCCCAGGUGGAUACCCGGCUCCCCCAGGUGGAUACCCGGCUCCUCCAGGUGGAGCUCCUCCAGGCGGAUACCCAAACCAACCAUAUGUUUAUCCAACUGCACCGUUCCCAAACCAAAGCCAACCACCCAAGACCAACCCUGGGGGUCCACUGCCGGCCUACAGUGCGCCCAACCUAUACCCCAACAUCACCAGUCCUGAAAAACGUGAAGAUAAACUAUGCAAAGAAGCACGACAGGAAAAGCGAGUCACACGGGGAGGAAAUGUGAGCCUCAUCCGAUGUCACUACACGCUAGUACUCUGGUACCUCUGUGAUUGCUCGGCUGGCACAAUGACUAUCACCAACUUCUCUAUCGAGUAUGACGCCAUCAACAGCAAAAAUAUCUUCACAAAUGGGGACACCAUCAACGGGAGGAUCAUUGUGGAGGUUUCAAAGGAAACUAAAGUCCAGGAUUUGAUGUUCAUUGCAUCUGGAAGGGCUCAAGUCUACUGGUCUGAACAUUACGGGCAGUACGAUACCAGGCAUUACUGGGCUGAAGAAAAAUACUACGAAGUCAAGCAGCAUAUCCUGAGACAGCUACGCGGAGAUGGUAAAGCUGAAUAACAGUAAUAAUGAUUUUAUGAUUCAGCAUUAAUACAAUACUGUGUCUAUUUAGGGAGCGACAUCAUAAGCGAGGGGCGACAUGUCUUUCCUUUUACCUUCCAAAUACCAGACAGAAAAAUGCCGUCGUCAUUCAAAGACAGCAUUUGUAAAAUCGUUCAUAAGGUGAAGGCGGAGCUCCACCGAUCGAUGCGAUUCAGGGAGAAGGCCAAACAACACUUCACCUUUGUGUCUGGUGCAGACCUGGAUAUUCCUGGACUCAUGGACCCUCAAUAUGGUUGCAAAGAUAAAACUGUCAGUUUAUUUGGAUCUGGAAGCAUAACAAUGGACGUCCACACUGAUAAGAUGGGAUACAUCCAAGGUGAGGGCAUCAUGGUCAAAAUUGAGAUCAACAACAAGUCCAGCCGCUCGGUGGAGCCCAAAUUCGUGUUGUACAGGAAGAAGAGCUCCUUUGCUCAGGGUCACCGGAAUGUUGAGACAAAAGAUGUCCUUAAGGGCAAGAUGGAGUCUGUUCCAUCAGGCAGCAAAGAAGUUGUGAAGAAAGUGAUCACUGUCCCCAGUGAACUCCGCUGUUCCAUCACCAACUGUCCCAUCUUCAAGCUGGAGUACAGGCUGAAGGUGAUUCUGGAUAUCAAAUUUGCGACAGAUCCGAAGAUCAAGCUUCCUAUUGUCGUCAUGCCUGCGCUGAAGUCCAUUGAUCCAGGGAAGAAACAACCUAGUUUGGAUAUGUGCGGAUCACUUCAGCCAAAUCAGCCAUUUGGAAUCCCAAACCAAGCGUUCGCAGCUCCUCCGGGUGGAUACCCUCACCAACCGUACCCAUACCCCACUCCACCAAUAGUGAACCCAUGUCAGCCACAUGCGCUGCUGAGCCCACCAUUUGGGAGUCAAGCAUAUGCAUGGCCCACCAACCCUGUGGGUCCUCCUCCUUCUUACAGUGCAUCCGGAGAAUACACCCCCACCACCGACAAACCUGAAGAUAAACUGCAAUAAUUCCCCAAAGUAUCUGUGGCUUAAAUUCAGUAGAGAUUUAAUCAUAUGCACAGAUUUGUAUUUUGCUAUUCUGAGGCUCGAUCAUUGUGUUGAAAUGAGUUAGUAUGUGGAUCCAUCAGCUUCAUUUGCUGUGUCUAACAUUGUUUCCGUGCAACGGGUCCAGCACUGUAAAAUAAAACUCAAUAUAGAAAACAGGAGUGAACUAUUUAGAGGGAGAGUAAAUGCAAUAUGUCAGUCUGAUCUUUGUAUCGUCAGUUUUCACUGUUCACUUUUC
Molecule: messenger RNA, 3074 nt
Organism: Synchiropus splendidus (mandarinfish)
Lineage: Eukaryota; Metazoa; Chordata; Actinopteri; Syngnathiformes; Callionymidae
Exons: 11
Biological process (GO): protein transport
Cellular component (GO): cytoplasm; plasma membrane
Source: RefSeq, a predicted model, not a curated record